Molecule: messenger RNA, 2250 nt
Organism: Cordyceps militaris CM01
Lineage: Eukaryota; Fungi; Ascomycota; Sordariomycetes; Hypocreales; Cordycipitaceae
Product: Heat shock protein Hsp70
Exons: 4
Coding region: 1-2250 (749 amino acids)
Molecular function (GO): ATP-dependent protein folding chaperone; ATP binding
Source: RefSeq, a predicted model, not a curated record
AUGAGCUCGAUCAACUCUCGCCUGAAAAACUUCGGGUUCGGAAAGCGCAAAUCCACCGCCAGCAUCCAGACCGUCGACGGCGUCCCCCCCAGCCAUACUGGUACCCCUCCUCCCGGCCAAAUACCUCAGAGCAACCUCGCCGGCCUCGCUCCCCUCACCUCGUCCACGUCAACCACAUCGCUUCCAAUGAAUCACCCCGGGGCUGGCAAUCGCCCGCCCAGCUAUACUGCCAACUACCCUCAAAAUCCUGCUGCUCAGCCUCUUGGCCGCACCAGUCCCCUCACCAACCAAGGUCCCAACCGCACCCCGCCCUCGCAGAUGGUUGGCGGCCCUCCCCCCAUCAACACCGGCGCGCCUGUCGGAUAUCCUCCCAAUAUGGCUCAAGGCAUGGGUGGCGGCCCUCCAAUGGGCCAUGGUGGUCCUCCCCAGGGAUAUCCCCCGCCCGCUGGCUAUCCUCCUGGCCCGCCUCCUCAGCCUUCGGGUCCCAUGGCCCAACAGCAAUUUGGCCAAAACCGCGCCGAAGUCGAGGGCUCCAGCCAAAGCAAAGCGCAGCUCAUUGUCGGUAUCGAUUUCGGUACAACAUUUUCCGGUGUCGCAUUCGCCUUUGCCACCAACAACGAAGCCAAGGAGGAUAUCAUUACCGAAUGGCCCGGUGCCGGCUCUUACACAAAGCAAAAGAUUCCCACCGUUCUCUACUACGACCAGUACCAAAAGGUUGUUGGUUGGGGUCCCGAUAUAGCAGAUGCCCUUGCCCCGACCGGCUACCCCAAACCCGGCGUGCAAAAGGUCGAGUGGUUUAAGCUGCAACUAAUGCUGAGCGGCAACACCUACAUCGACCCCAUAAACCUGCCUCCUCUGCCCCCGGGCAAAUCCGAGAUCGAUGUCGCCGCCGAUUACCUCUUCAAGCUGCGCCAGGCCAUGCGCGCUGCUCUGCAAAAGGCCCUUGGUGAAGUCUUCAACCGCGAAGAACGCAACAUCCGUUACUAUUUGACUGUCCCUGCCAUUUGGAACGAUGCCGGCAAGGCCGCUACUCGUGCUGCCGCCAUUCAGGCUGGGUUUCUGCGUGAUGAAAAUGACAACCGCCUUACUCUGGUAUCUGAACCCGAAGCCGCUGCUCUUUUCUGCUCCAAGACGGGUCUUCUCAACCUCAGGGUGCACGAUGCUGUCCUCAUUGUUGAUUGCGGUGGCGGUACUGUCGAUUUGAUCGCCUACGAAGUCGAGGAGGAGAACCCUUUCACUGUUGCCGAGUGCACAGCCGGCUCUGGCGACUCUUGCGGCUCCACGGCCUUGAACCGCAAUUUUAGUAACAUUUUGCGCACCAAGAUUCGCAAGAUGAAGCUUCCCGAGGGCUCCAAGACCGCCGGACGAGUCUACGCCAAGUGCAUCAUGGACUUUGAGAACAGAAUCAAAGCCGACUUCAGAAACAACGGUCAGAAGUGGGCCGUUGAUGUCGGUAUUGAGGCGGAAUUCCCCGAGGCCGGUAUUGAGGAAGGUUACAUGACCUUUACCAACGAGGAGAUUCUGCAGUGCUUCGAGCCAGUCGUCAACCGUAUUCUCGAACUUGUCCGUAACCAGAUUAUCGCCAUCCAGGCCCAAAACAGAACACUCCAGAACAUCUUGGUUGUUGGUGGCUUCGGUGCCUCUGAAUAUCUCUUCCAGCAGAUCAAGCUCCAUGUUCCUCCCCAGUUUCAGUCCAAGGUUGUCCGUCCCAUGGACUCGGUCGCCGCCAUUGUUAAGGGUGCCGUUACUGCUGGUAUCAGCGAGCGCAUCAUCACUCACCGUAUCGCCCGUCGCCACUACCUCAUGGGUACACUUCAACCCUUCAAGGAGGGAUAUCACCCUGAGGCGUAUCGUGUGCCCUCCCUCGACGGCAAGGACCGCUGCAAGUUCACCCGACAGAUUUUUGUUCAAAGAGGUCAAAAGGUCAAGAAUGGCGAGACGGUCAAGGUCUCCUUCUUCAGACAAGUUGCUCCUGGCGCCACCCUCAUGUACGAGGAUGUUCUAUACGCUUGCGACGAUGAUGUCUGCCCCGAAUAUACCAAGGAUCCUCGCAUCAAGGAAGUUGUCACCCUCACAUCUGACUUGUCACGCAAGAACCUCGAAAAAGACUUUGAGCGCAUGGACACGCCACAAGGAACCUUUUACCGUGUCUACUUUGAUAUCUACCUGACGCUCGAUGGCUCUGAGUUUAGCACCGAGCUGGUGUGCCAGGGCGAGGUUAUGGGCCGCUGCCGUGCUCGCUUCAGAUAG